Fonsecaea erecta is the source of this 1440-nucleotide messenger RNA. RefSeq lists its product as hypothetical. Gene Ontology annotation, molecular function: heme binding; iron ion binding; monooxygenase activity. NCBI's taxonomy places the organism in Eukaryota, Fungi, Ascomycota, Eurotiomycetes, Chaetothyriales, Herpotrichiellaceae. The transcript has 3 exons. The record is from RefSeq and is a predicted model, not a curated record. Bases 1 to 1440 code for a protein of 479 amino acids.
AUGUUUUUUUCGCUGUCCUUUUUGCUUUGGGCUGUUACCAUCUUCCUGCUGGCAACAGCUCUCUUCAGAUAUCGCCGUCUAUCUUCAGUUCCAGGCCCUUUUUUGGCAUCAUUCACGGACUUCUGGCGGUUCUCCGUCACGCAGUAUGGCGGAUUCUCCCAAAGACUCAAGCGACUGCACGACCAGUAUGGACCACUGGUGCGAAUUGGUCCCAAUACCGUCAGUGUAUCUGACCCUGCCGCGGUUCCUGUGAUCCAUUCGAUGCACGGAGAGUUCAAAAAGUCUUAUGCAACUCUGAGGGCUUUUGUAAACGGUAAGGUCAUCGGGACCGUCAUCGACAUCUUAGACGAGGGCGAAGUGUCAGCUCUCAAACGUGCUGUUGGAAGCGCAUUUGCAACCAAGAACUUACUGGAUUAUAUGCCUGAUAUCGACCACGCUGUCGAGACACUCGUUCAGGUGGUUCGAAAAUCCCGCGUGGUACCACUUUUCGAUCUGAUGCAGCAAUUCCAAGUCGACUUUCUCAUGAAGGCAGCUUUCAGUAAAAAGACUGAUUAUCUGGCCACUGCACGACCAGCAGGGCCGAUCUCGGCCUAUCCGCGACUGUUGCAUUGGGGACGUUGGCAGAGUGUGCCUGUCCUCGAGAGACUCCUUUUCAAGUCUCCUCUCUGCUGGGCAUGGUACAGCAGACGGGCAGCAAAACCUCAGGCGUGGACGGUUAUGGCCAUGGAAGAAUUCAACAAGCGAAAGGAAAAGGAGCCAAAAGGCUUUAGGAGCGAUGCUUGUGACAAAUCCGACCUCAUGGCGAAAUACCUGGACGGAUGCAAUCGACAUAAGGACAGCGUAUCUGAGGAAACCAUCUUGAGAAUGGUCUCCAGCACCCUCGCUGCGGGGUUUGACACUUCGGCCUUCACCAUGACGGCAAUCAUCUAUUAUCUCCUCAAGUACCCAGAAGCCAUGAAGAAGUUGCGCUAUGAGAUGGACGAAGCGCUCAACGGAGGUCGACUUUCGGCGCAACCAAGAUUCGUCGAGACGGAUAAGUUGAGCUAUCUCGCCGCAGUCAUCAAGGAGACCAUGCGCAUGCAACCGUUCGUCCGAGUCCCGUUGGAACGAGAAGUACCUCCCGAAGGUGCCGAGAUUGCUGGGCAAUUCCUGCCCGGCGGCACGACGGUGGGUGUAUCGGUCUGGAACACGCAUUUCGAUCGUGGCGUCUUUGGGAAGGAUGCCGACGAGUUCAAGCCCGAUCGCUGGCUCGAGUGCGACGACGAGCGUCGAUUCAUGAUGGAGAGGUCUGUGCUUGGAUUCGGAGCCGGCAAGCGUAUCUGCAUUGGCAGACAUAUUGCCGAAAUGGAGAUGAAGAUGGUGAUUCCAAGGAUCCUGCUCGAGUUCGAUUAUAUCCCUAUCAAAAGCCCGCGCGCCUCGCUGAUCUGGACAUUAUUCUGA